AUUCAUGAUCAAUUGUGGAGAGGGUAUAUGUGGAUAGAUGGCUCAUUGGUAAUUUCAAUGUUGGAAGAUUGGGAAACGAUUCUAUUAUUCGCUGUGGUGAUCACCUUGUCCGGCUUAUUGUGGUAUUCGAUCAUCUUCCAUCUUCCUAAUCACGUCUUGCUCAGUAUCGAAAAGGCAUCUUAUUACAUCUUUGGAACUUCU
This is a messenger RNA of Meira miltonrushii, 201 nucleotides long. RefSeq lists its product as uncharacterized. The record is from RefSeq and is a predicted model, not a curated record. The transcript is spliced from 2 exons. NCBI's taxonomy places the organism in Eukaryota, Fungi, Basidiomycota, Exobasidiomycetes, Exobasidiales, Brachybasidiaceae. The annotation marks the transcript as partial.